Nelumbo nucifera (sacred lotus) is the source of this 2003-nucleotide messenger RNA. RefSeq names its product transcription factor MYB61. NCBI's taxonomy places the organism in Eukaryota, Viridiplantae, Streptophyta, Magnoliopsida, Proteales, Nelumbonaceae. The record is from RefSeq and is a predicted model, not a curated record.
UCGUGACUGUGACUUUUCUCUUUUUGAUCUCCGCUUCUAUUAAUUCAAUUCCCUUUCUCAGCUGCUACUUCAUUUUCUCAGCCUCCUGACUCCCCAUCAACCUUCUCUCUGCAUUUUCAUCAUCCAUUGAAACCUUCUCUCCUGCUGACAAUUCAGCUGCGUUCUGGUACAAACCUGUCGUAUUUUUCAGAAAGUUUUCUUCUUUCUUUUAUUUUUUCCUGGGAAUCGCAGUAAGUGGACUUUAUCCAGAGCAGAUGGGAAGGCACUCUUGCUGUUACAAGCAGAAGUUGAGGAAAGGUCUUUGGUCACCGGAGGAAGAUGAGAAGCUCUUGAAGUAUAUAACCAAGUAUGGACAUGGGUGUUGGAGUUCUGUCCCUAAACAAGCAGGUUUGCAGAGGUGUGGGAAGAGCUGCAGGUUGAGGUGGAUAAACUAUUUGAGACCUGAUUUGAAGAGAGGCACAUUCUCCCAGCAGGAGGAGAAACUGAUAAUUGAACUUCAUGCAGUUCUAGGCAACAGGUGGUCGCAGAUUGCAGGACAAUUGCCGGGAAGAACCGAUAACGAGAUAAAGAAUUUCUGGAACUCUUGCAUUAAGAAGAAGCUCAGGCAGAGUGGCAUUGACCCCAACACUCAUAAGCCUCUUUCCGAGGUUGAGAAUGAAGAGAAGGCGCCCCCCACCACCACCACCACCACCACCAACAACAACAAAAACACCAAUACUACUACCAAUAACAACAGCAGUAGCAACAAGAACAAGAACAACAAAAAUAAUUACAGCAUGAGCAUUAGCAGCAGCAGCAACAACAGUGACAAAGCCUCUGGGAUAAAACCCAAUGAACUGAACUUCCUCAAGGCAGAAAAUUCUAAGCCGGGGUUAGGGAUACCGGAGCCAAAGCCACCUUUAGUUGGUGGCAUUCGCUACCCACUAGAAGGUUGUUUGAGCUCCAAGAUCAACAACAAUCUCAACGACUCGAUUACACCCACGCAGACCACCAAGGAUUUCUUUCUAGAUAGAUUCGUAACCUCCCACGAGAGCUCUUCCAGUAGCAGGCCUUCGGAUUCUGUGACCUGUUUCCCCCUUCAGCAGUUGAAUUAUGAUGGGUCCAAUGCCGGUCUUUCUGCAAACACCAACCCAUCUCUCUGGUUCAACCAGAACUACAGGCCUUUCGAGAUGAAUUCUGAGUUCAAUUCCAAUACAAUUUCAACCGUUCUUCCAUCAGCGUCGACCUCGGUUCUCCCUACUCCGGUAGGAAUCAGGCCUGCCUUGACGGGAUCCUUUAGUAUUAACGGAGUGCAUUACUGGCAAACCGGUAGCUCCAGUAACAGUAGUAGCAGCAGUAGUGGAAGCAAUAGCAGUAUUGAGCUCCAAGGCAACAAUUCAUUCUUUGACAACGCUGUCUUCUCUUGGGGACUGGCAGAUUGCAGAGCGUCAGAUAAACAAACCCAAAUCCACCCCAUAGAGGGCGAACCCGAAGACCUCAAAUGGUCUGAGUUUCUCCAUAACCCACUCCUUAUGGCGUCCACUUUACAGAAUCAAACCCCCCAACCUAUAUACAGCGACAUUAAAUCAGAAGCGCAGUUCAUAACCGACGGGCCUAGCACAAGUUGGCAACAAAACCAGCAGCAGCAACAACAAUUACAGGCUUCGGAUGUAUAUGCUAAGGAUUUCCAGAGACUCGCGGCAGUCUUCGGACAAAUUUAGCUUUGCGUUUAACACGUAGUAUGUGUCGGCUGAAUGGAGGUGGUGGUUGGAGUGCGGUAAAAAAAAUUACAGAAUUUUCCCAAGUCAAAGAAAGGCUUGAAUAAAGGCUUCCUCUUCUGAUUAAAGGUGUGUGCCGUAGAUUUUUCUCUUGUAAAUAGGUCUGAUACAAAAUAGAAAUUUCUCUGCUUCUGAUUCUGCUGGUUUUUUGAAUAUUUGUGAAGAACGUAAGCUCGAUCAAGUUGAUCUUUUAUUGUUGGGUUGGGAUAGAAUUGCAUAAUAAGGCUUGUUCCAGUGCUUUUCUUA